Messenger RNA from Chaetomium fimeti, 843 nucleotides. RefSeq lists its product as uncharacterized. The transcript has 3 exons. The coding region runs from base 1 to 843 and encodes 280 amino acids. The record is from RefSeq and is a predicted model, not a curated record. Lineage: Eukaryota; Fungi; Ascomycota; Sordariomycetes; Sordariales; Chaetomiaceae.
AUGGACUUUAAAUCCUUUCCCUCUCCUCUCCAUGUCGGGCCGACCAAGCGCACCUUCGACGACGAGCUCCAGCAAUCGCCGACUGCGAAACGCGCGAAGCGGGUCAGGCCCAACAGGAAGGACCGCUUUAAGGAGCCUAAAGGUGACAAGGAGUCGAAUGGCAACGUCAAUGAGAAGGACCGGAUGAGCUCCGACAACGUCUCUGGCACAGGCACUGCCUGGAAGGAAACUCCUAUUAUUCCUCCGAUGCCGUCUGCGUUCGAGAGGAUCCUUGAAGCCCAUGCGUCAAAGUCUGCCGAGAACUCGCAGAAGAGUGAACCCAAGAAAAAAGUGUUUAAAAAGAACGACGUCGAGAAGAACCUCAAGAAGAGCGAGUCUAGGAACAGAGAAGUGAAGAAGAACGAAGCCAAGGCUACGAAAGACACGGAAAAUAGCGCGGAGUGGCUGAGCGCAACAGAGGCCAAGCACCAGUACCCUUUCAACAAAGGCACCUCAGAGGUUCCCGCCAUCGCCGGCCCUUCCAAGAUUAAGAUUAGCAAGAAGAAGCCCGCCAACGAACACAAGGAGCUCACGCCCGUCAGCAACUUCACCCCGACCCGCGACUACACCUUCAAGGCUGGUGGUGGUGGUAGUGGUGAUGGGGAGGGAGGUGGUGGUUCGGCUGCGGCCAGGGAGGUCCGCGAGAAGGUGAACAGGAGUAUGCUGCAGUCGCGCAAGACGCUGGAGCGGUGCUUGGGGAGUUAUACCGUGGAUAUGGAGCGCGCUGGGACCCGGGAGGAGGUGGCCAAGUAUGGCGGCCUGGCGGUGCAGUAUGCGGGGGAUUUGUUCAAGACGCUGGGUUGA